Molecule: messenger RNA, 2863 nt
Organism: Clupea harengus (Atlantic herring)
Lineage: Eukaryota; Metazoa; Chordata; Actinopteri; Clupeiformes; Clupeidae
Gene: slc9d1
Product: solute carrier family 9 member D1
Biological process (GO): potassium ion transmembrane transport; proton transmembrane transport
Cellular component (GO): membrane
Molecular function (GO): potassium:proton antiporter activity
Source: RefSeq, a predicted model, not a curated record
GCCCUUAACUAUUGCUAGAUGUUAGUCAUGUCUAUGGUAAAGUACGGUCAUAGGGACCUUUAAUCUGUUCCGUUGCAUUUAGUUCAUUACAGUGAAGUCUCUGUACGGCGAGAGGAGGUUUCUGAGAAGGAGUGGCAUCAUUUCUAAGACCCUGAUUGUUUUCUCAACCUACUGCUCCCGUAGUAGUUGAGCCAGCCUGACGAGGACGCCGUGGCAAAACAGGUGACGGCGGAAGGGCUUUGGAUGCGAGUCCUCUGCGCGCUGCUGUGGGUGGGCCUCGUGGGGGCACCUCACCAGCAGCAGGACAUACAGGAGUCAGUGGCUCAGCACGCUAUUAAACUGUACCGUGGCCGCGGAGCUGGGGCUUCUGUAGGGCACCGAUGGGUGCGGGAGAACUGCCAGAUGCUGACAGGUCUGCUACGGCAGAAAAAUGCAGCCAUCCGGAAGCUGUCAUUAGCAGCGGUGGCAGCCAAGAAUGACCCCACACUUUCACAGUCCGAGCGCCUGUACCAAGUGCGCACGCUGGAGGUGUUUGAGCGUGAGCUGAAUGAAAGCGAACACUCGGUCUUCCAGGCUGCACUGGGGCUGCAGAGAGUACUCCAUGGGGACUACAGGGACGUGGUCAGCAUGAAGCACAGCAGCAGGCUCAGGCUUGAAGCACUCAGGGAGGCUGCUAUUAAGGAGGAGAAAGAGUACUUGGACCUGUUGGCUGCAGAGAAGCACCAGGUGGAAGCGUUGAAGAUCGCUAAGGACCAGAACAGAACUCUCUCCAUGCUUGAGGGGAUACUGGAAGAUGUGAGGAAGGCUGCUGAUCGCCUGGAGGAAGAGAUUGAGGACCAUGCGUUUGACUACAAGAAAGAGGGGAUGAAUGUUGAAGCAGUGCUGAGGGUAGACGCUGAUGAGACUCUGAAAAACAAGAAUACUUCCCACAGGGACCCACCUGAGCAGAACCUGGGCCUCAGCAUGCUCAUCGACUCCCAGAACAACCAGUACGUCCUCACCAGACCCAGAGACUCCACCAUGUCCCGUGCCGAUCACCACUUCAUCAAGGAUGUGGUAUCAAUAGUGAUGCUGUCUUUACCGUGUGGAUGGCUGUGCAUUCAGAUGGGCCUCCCUCCCAUGUUUGGUUACAUCAUGUGUGGGGUUCUGCUCGGGCCAUCGGGGAUGAACACUAUCAAGUCUAUGGUUCAGGUGGAGACUCUCGGCCAGUUUGGUGUGCUCUUCACCCUGUUUGUGGUGGGACUGGAGUUCUCGCCAGAGCAGCUUCACAAGGUCUGGAGGAUAUCUGUGCAGGGCACCUCUUGUCUAAGCCUGCUGAUGAUUGGAGCAGGCAUUGUGUGGGGGCAGCUCCUGAAGCUUCAUAUCUCCCAGACGGUGUUUGUGUCCAGCUGUCUGUCUCUGUCUAGCACCCCACUGGUGUCCAAGUUCCUCUCUGGGGCCUCCCGAGCUGAAAAGGAAGGUGAGCUGGAACCCAGCAGUGUAUUGCUUGGCAUGCUGGUGAUGCAGGAUGUCCAGUUGGGUCUGUUUAUUGCCGUCAUGCCAACCCUCAUCCAGGCAGGGGGUGGAGCUAUGGACAGUUCUGUAGCUGGGGCGCUCCACGUGCUGGGGCUGCUGUUCCAGGUGCUGGUCUUCCUGGCUGGAGUGCUACUGCUGUGUUUUUUCCUGAGGUCUUUCGUGAUUGGCCCCUUCUACAGGAAGCUCCAUGCUGAAUACCGGGGCAACAAAGAGAUCAUGGUGCUGGGCACCAUAGCCUUCAUGUUCCUCAUGCUGAUGGUGACUGAACUCCUGUAUUUGUCUAUGGAGCUCGGCUGCUUCCUGGCUGGGGCCCUUAUUUCAUCUCAGGGUCACAUGGUAACCUCUGAGGUGCUGCGCUGCAUUGAGCCAAUCAGAGACUUCUUGGCGAUAAUAUUCUUUGCUUCCAUUGGUCUCCAUGUGUUCCCCACCUUUGUGUUGUAUGAGCUGACCAUCCUGCUGGUUUUAACUCUGUCAUUGGUCAUCUUGAAGUUUCUCAUGGCAGUGCUGGUUCUCUCCACCAUCCUGCCACGCGGCUCUCGUCACAUCUGCUGGCUGGUGUCGGCAGGGCUGGCACAGGUCAGCGAGUUCUCUUUUGUGCUUGGCAGCCAAGCCCGGCGCACUGGAAUCAUUUCUCGAGAGGUCUACCUGCUUGUCCUUAGCGUCACCACUCUGAGUCUGCUCUUGGCACCAGUGUUGUGGUGGGCUGCCAGGCUGCGCUUUGUCCCUCACAUGGACCGCAAGCUGCUCACCUGAGCUACUGUUCACCUGAAGUGGUCACUGCAGUCUCGGCUGUGCAGAGGAGUUCAUCCCUAUUGUGGCAGCACUGAUUGGAAAAGCCAUGAUCUGCAACCAAGGGGUCCAGCGGGUGUGGAGGUGUUCCCUUCCCUCCAGAGAGAGGAGGUGACUGACUGGAGGGCAUGGUGCCCUGUCAGGUCAAGUGAAGUAAACCGGGUGGAAUAUGUUAUUGUUAUAUUUCAUUUGUUCAACUACUGCUUCAUCAAUUGUUUACUGGUGUAGGUGAUUUAUGUUUAAGAUGUUUUGAUAAUUUAUAAUAUAUAUCAUUGAAUCAUUGAAUUGUAAACCUUUGGUGUAAAGGCCCUUGCCAUUAAAAACUGUCAUUAGUGGUUUUGCCAGUAACCCUAGACAUAAAUGUACAGGUACAGUUGUGCUUGAAAGUUUAUGAACACCCCCAGAGAUUUCUGAAAAUUUGUAUAAAUAUGAAAUAAAAUGUGAAUCUAAGUAAUCAACAUUGAUAAAGGGAAGCCAGUGAAAUAUGUAUUGACAAAAUGGUGUAUUUAUUGAUUUGUUGACAAAAUGAUCCAACAUUAAAAGCCAUGGUAAAUACAAA